CGACGCCGCGCCCCGGCCCGUCGUCGCGCGCAUAUCGUCCUAUCUAUCAUGCCCGCGCCGCCCCCGGUCGCCGCGUCCUCCUCCUCUCUCCUCCUGUCGCGCGUCCUCGCGCUGGAUCCGAUCGCGCUCCUCGCGUGCGCGCUCUUUCUCAUGGGCGUCUACUUCGCCCUCGUCCUCGCCGCGGGCUCCUCCCCGCUCGCGCGCAUCGUCCUCUUCAAGACGUCGCUCUUCGCGCGCUCGGUCCGCCAUCUCGCGCUGUCGCGCGAGAAGAGCGGCUGGCCGAAGACGCGCCCGGACCCGGACGUCGUCGUCGCGGACGUCGCCCUAUCGCCGCCGCGAGAGAAGCGCGUGAUCUUCGUGCGUCACGGCGAGAGCACGUGGAACGAGGUCUUCAACCGAGGAUUCGGGCCGGGCUUCCCGCUGCGGCUCGCGUGGGGGCUUCUCCACGAGGCCGCGGUGAUUUUCUCGCGCGGCUCGUUCUUCGUGGACGCGCCGCUUUCGCACCGCGGGUACCGCCAGGCACGGGAGCUCAGAGCGUUCUUGAAGACGUACGAGCCGACGGGGGACGGGACGACGACGAACCCGGACGCCGCGGCGCUCCGCGGCGACGUCAGAUCGAUCCUCGUCGGGUCGAACCUCCGCCGCGCGGUCGCGACGAUCGCGAUCGGGUUCUGGGACCGCAUCGCGCGCACGCGCGAGAAGAUCAUCGUGCACUCCGCGCUGCAGGAGAUGGCGCGGAACGUCGACGCGUACGCCAUCGCGCGGCGCGGCGAGGCGGUGCCGCUUGACGGCGUGGAGGCGAAGAUCGGCGGCGGCGAGACGAUGGAUCAGAUUCCGUCGUGCGACGCGCGGAACAACGAGGGGAAUAAGAAAGUCGAUCGGUGCGGCAACGACGCGCUGCUCGAGUUCGCGGCGUGGGUCGUGGAGAACACGAAGGACGCUGACUGCGUCAUCGUCGGCGGGCACUCGCUGUGGUUCAAGGAGUUUUUCAAGGCGUUUUUACCGCGGCGCUCGGACCACGUCGCGAAGAAGAAGAAGAUCGUCAACUGCGGCUGCGUCGGGUUCACGCUCCAGGCGGGGCGCGACGACGACGGGCGCGUCGCGUACAGGAUCGAUCCGAAGAGUGUCGACGUCAUCUACGGCGGGUUCGCGAAGUGAGUGAGCGCAGGAGGAGGACGGGAGGGGGGUGGGGUGGAUCGAACCGCGGCGGGCGCCCUGGCUCGAGGGGGCGCCUGGAAUUUAUUCUGAUGAGCGAGCGUUGCAACGAAAAGCGAAACGCGUCGCGUCG
Micromonas pusilla CCMP1545 is the source of this 1288-nucleotide messenger RNA. RefSeq lists its product as uncharacterized. The transcript is spliced from 4 exons. Gene Ontology annotation, molecular function: phosphatase activity. NCBI's taxonomy places the organism in Eukaryota, Viridiplantae, Chlorophyta, Mamiellophyceae, Mamiellales, Mamiellaceae. Gene Ontology annotation, cellular component: cytoplasm. The record is from RefSeq and is a predicted model, not a curated record. Bases 49 to 1158 code for a protein of 369 amino acids.